Messenger RNA from Eruca vesicaria subsp. sativa (arugula), 264 nucleotides. Lineage: Eukaryota; Viridiplantae; Streptophyta; Magnoliopsida; Brassicales; Brassicaceae. The record is from the annotation of a GenBank genome assembly.
AUGAUUCACGGCGUGAACUUUGCAUCAGCCGGUGCUGGUAUCAUCUUGUCUAGUGGAUCUGAACUGUACCAGAGGGCUUCGUUUGCGAUGCAGGUUGAGCAAUUUGUAGAUAUGUUCCAGCAGAUGAAACUGAGCACUGGGGAGGAAGCUUCGGAGCGUCUUGUCUCGAAAUCGGUUUUCCAUAUAUCAAUUGGAGUGAAUGAUUACAUACAUUUCUAUAUCAAAAACAUCUCUAACGUGCUGCAGAGUCUCUACUCUCGCUAG